Messenger RNA from Bombyx mori (domestic silkworm), 1528 nucleotides. Its product is annotated as acylphosphatase-2. Gene Ontology annotation, molecular function: acylphosphatase activity. The record is from RefSeq and is a predicted model, not a curated record. The transcript is spliced from 3 exons. NCBI's taxonomy places the organism in Eukaryota, Metazoa, Arthropoda, Insecta, Lepidoptera, Bombycidae. Bases 1096 to 1386 code for a protein of 96 amino acids.
UUUGGCGGGAACGCGAGGAGUGAAGUUGUGUGAUUUGUUUUAUUUUGUCUAUUUAGUGUUUCUUCGGGUUUAAAUGUGUAAUAAUGGUGGUUUAUUAACCGUUUAAUAUCUGUGAAAGUGCACAAAUGUGGGAAAAUGAAACAAAGCCGCUGGACGUAACUUCUCGGGAUCCCCCAAAAAGUCCAUUGAAAAAAUCUUAGUAAAUGACCACCAUUUUACUGAGAUUAGAUUUCAUCUCAUAUCAUCUCAUUUAAUUUCAUCCCAGUUGAUUAAUGUCUCAAAUUAAUCAUUUUCAUUUCAUUUCACUCCAUAAUAUCAUUUUUCAUAAAAUUAAGAAUAUACAUUAAAAUAAGACAUGACUUAAAGGUCUCAGUUACCAGGUCAUAAAAUCUCUUAAAAAAAAAAAAAUCAGUUAUGCUAGACUUUUUGGCGGGAACGCGAGGAGUGAAGUUGUGUGAUUUGUUUUAUUUUGUCUAUUUAGUGUUUCUUCGGGUUUAAAUGUGUAAUAAUGGUGGUUUAUUAACAGUUUAAUAUCUGUGAAAGUGCACAAAUGUGGGAAAAUGAAACAAAGCUGCUGGACGUAACUUCUCGGGUUCCUCCAAAAAGUCCACUGAAAAAAUCUCAGUAAAUGACCACCAUUUUACUGCGAUUAUAUUUCAUCCCAUAUCAUUUCAUUUCAUUAAAUUUCAUCCCAGUUGAUUAAUGUCUCAAAUUAAUCAUCUUCAUUUCAUUUCACUCCAUAUUAUCAUUUUUCAUAAAAUUAAGAAUUUAAAGUAAAAUAAGACAUGACUUAAAGGUCUUAGUUACCAGGUCAUAAAAUCUCUUAAAAAAAAAAAUCAGUUAUGCUAUUGGUUCCAUAGUGUAUUGCACAAAGUGGUUUUUUCAAUGAUUGCCAUACUUAAAAAUAAAGUGAGGUUAGAAUCUUGAACUUUUGAAUUCACUGAAUUAAUUUCUGUUGUGUUACUUGUAAUAAUAUUAUUGUUAUUAUACUCAUUUACUAUCGUUACUUUUUAAGUCGCCACUAAAUGCUCCGCAUUUUAUUAAUACUGGCAGUGACGAGAGUGCUGCGUUAAUUGCAGUCCUAUCAUAGCGACUAUGUUUCGGGCUCUGGAUUUUGAAGUGUUUGGCCGGGUUCAAGGAGUUUUCUUCCGAAAAUAUACCAAAGAGCAAGCCGAUAAACUGGGACUUCGAGGCUGGUGCAAAAACACAGCUCAAGGAACUGUCUUGGGACAUAUGCAAGGCACUCUAGAUAAAAUUGAAGUCAUGAUGCACUGGCUUAAAACAACAGGAAGUCCGAGCAGUAAAAUCGACAAAGUCGAGUUCAGAAACGUGAAGGAGAUCUCUGAAUUGACCUAUGAUAAUUUCAGUAUUGCUAAAGACCAUUAAAAUCGCUAAUCGCUUUAAUAUCUCAGUAUUAUUAGUCGGUAUUCCCGAAGUUUAAUGUGAUAUGCUCGACCCAUGACUGGGGUACUUCCAAUACCAUAUUAUGUAAUAAGCUAAUUUAAUUUUAAUAAACGAUUGAAUCUUG